This is a messenger RNA of Ostreococcus tauri, 1197 nucleotides long. Its product is annotated as unnamed product. The transcript has a single exon. The coding region runs from base 1 to 1197 and encodes 398 amino acids. The record is from RefSeq and is a predicted model, not a curated record. NCBI's taxonomy places the organism in Eukaryota, Viridiplantae, Chlorophyta, Mamiellophyceae, Mamiellales, Bathycoccaceae.
AUGGGGUGCGCGUCCACGAAGGCGAUCGAUGCCGAGCCCGGGAACGGGCGUGAUGCGCGCGCGCGGGCGAGGGAGGGAGACGAGGCGACGAUGACGGAUGCGGCGAUGAUUCAUGAUUCGAACGACGGCGAGGACGGUGGACGCGUCGGUGACGAAGGAUGGGGCGACGAGCGCGCGCGCGUGGGAGAUGAGGCGAUGCGGUCGAUGGAAGGGCGAGCGGGCGCGUCGCGGGAGGUGAAGGAGAGGUGGAUGCGGUCGCCGCGGUCUCGCGGGACGGGGAAGAGUCUGCGCGGCGCGGCGGACGGCGGACGAGGGACGCCCGUGGUGAGCGGUGGGAGGAGCAUGAUCGAACUCAGGAGUUUUAACGAUCGUGAUCGCGACGUGGGGACGUUGGAUGACGCCGUGGUGCGAACGCGGGGGCGCCAGGAUAGGGGGUUGCCGCCGACGCCGACGGCGAACGGACGCCUCGAGCGGGCGUCGCGUUCGAGCUUGGAGAACGAUGCGGGGGGGAAGAUGUCGGUGAUGUCGUGGUUAAAAGACGUGGGGAGGGGGGGGAGGGGGGCGAACUGGCAGACGCCGACGACGGCGUCGACGAUGUUGGCGCACGCGAGGCAGCGGGCGCAGCACAAGAGGACGCUCAGCCUGUCUAUUAACUCGACGGACGACUUGUCGGCGUUCGCCGAUCGCGCACCGCAGCGUGUGAGCUCCGGUGGGAUUCCCGUGGACGUCAUACUCGAGGAUGCCCGCGCGUACACGGCGGAUGAUUUCCUUUCUGACAUCGAGAAUGUCGUCACAGGCAUGCGAGAGCGCCAAGACAUCGUGAGACGACUCACCGUUGAGACGAUUGACGCGUGCAAAACCUUGGUCGAACUCGAGGCUCCCGUGGAAGCGAUGCUUCGGUUGAAGGAAGUGACGAUGGAAACGGUCGAGGACGAAUUGGAUGAGAAUUCGACCAUUCUCUCCGACGGAAGCUCGUCGGCGGUGCAUCUCGCAGCUUCGCUUGCCGACGAAGAUGGGUUCGAGAUAUCUAGCGCGAUUCUCACUUCACCGUCGAGAUCGAUUACGCUGAGAUCGCCGUCGGGAUCGAGUAGAAGAGUGGGAGAGAUAUCGCUCGAAGACGUCGAGGCAGAGUUGCAAGACGUGAGACGAAUCGCGUUCGAAAGCGCGCCGCCCGAGCGCGCGUUGAGUCUUUUUUAG